CAGGUUUCCCCUCAUCUUCUGUUGUCUCUGCGUCACAUGAUGCGCCGGCUCCUUUGCUAUAAAAGCACCUGUCCUGCUCAGACAUCACUCGCAUCUCACUUUCUCCCACACACUCACCCUCACGCACUCCUGAACUUCUCACACACUCUCUCCUGUAUAGGACACCACCGAGAUAAAGGAAACAUGAGUUACUCCAGCGACAUCUACAGCAGCAGCUCCUAUCGGAAGAUCUUCGGAGAUGCCCCCCGCUCCGGUCGCGUGGGUCUCGGGGGCAGCAGCAGCAGCAGCCCGUCCCGUCUGCACUCCACUGGGUACCGCAGCAGCAACCGCACCUAUGGAUCCCCCUCCGCGACGUCCUCCGCCACCUACCGCAGGACGGCGGCGCCCGGCCGCGUCUUCUCCUCCAUGCCGGACUCCGGGAUGGACCUUACCAAGUCCACCGCGGUCACCAACGAGCUGAAGAUCAUCCGCACCAACGAGAAGGAGCAGCUGCAGGGCCUCAACGACCGCUUCGUGUCCUUCAUCGAGAAGGUGCACAACCUGGAGCAGCAGAACAAGGUGCUGGAGGCGGAGGUGACGCUGCUGCGACAGCGCCACAAUGAGCCGUCGCGCCUGCACGACCUGUACGAGCAGGAGAUCCGCGAGCUGCGGGCGCGCGUCGAGGAGCUGACGCACGAGAAGAGCCAGAUGCACCUGGACUGCGUGCAGAUGAACGAGACGCUGGAGCUCGUGCGGGAGAAGCUGGAGGAGGAGAGCCGGCUGCGCGAAGAGGCGGAGGGCGCCCUGAAGGGCUACCGGAAGGACGUGGACGACGCCACGCUGGUGCGUCUGGAGCUGGAGAAGAAAGUUGAGUCGCUGCUGGACGAGAUCGCCUUCCUCCGGAAAGUUCACGAGGAGGAGCUGCAGGAGCUGCAGACCUCUCUGCAGGCCACACAGGUGUCAGUGGAGAUGGACAUGAGUAAGCCAGACCUGGCUGCUGCCCUGAAGGACAUCCGGGCUCAGUACGAGAACCUGUCGGCCAGGAACCAGGUCCAGGCAGAGGAGUGGUACCACUCCAAGUUUACUACCGUGACCGAGGCAGCCGCCCGCAACCAGGACGCCAUCAAGCACUCCAAGGAGGAGCUGAGCGAGUACCGCAGGCAGGUGCAGGCCCGCACCCUGGAGAUCGACUCCCUCAGGGGCCACAACGAGGCCCUGGAGAGGCAGAUUGCGGAGAUGGAUGAUCGCCAUAACAAUGAAAUUGGAGAGAUGCAGGACACCAUUCAGCAGUUGGAGGGCGCUCUGCGCAGCACCAAAGGAGAAAUGUCCCGUCACCUGCGCGAGUACCAGGACCUGCUGAACGUCAAGAUGGCGCUGGACAUUGAGAUCGCUGCCUACAGGAAGUUGCUGGAAGGUGAAGAGUGCCGCCUCAGCUCCGUCGGCGGCGCCAUGGUCCAGUCGGGCUACCCUGGCUUCUCCUACAUGUCUGCCAGAACCUACAACCUGGGAGCCUACAGGAGGUUCGGUGCCAAGCCUGAGGAGGAGGAAGAGGAGGCGGAAGAGGAGGAGAAGGAAGAGGAGGAGGGAGACGACGGAGAGGAGGAGGGCGAGGAUGAGGCAGAAGAGGGAGAGGAGGGCGACGACCAGGAGGAAGGUGAGGAAGGGGAAGAGGAGGAGGACGAAGAGGAGGAAGAGAAGCCAAAGGGGAAGGAUGAGAAGGAGAAGGAGAAGGAGAAGAAGAGCCCCAACGGCAAGAGCAGCAAGAGCUAAACUGCUUGUUUCACCAUCUUCAUCAUGGUCAAUGAGACAUCCCACAUCCCACCAAUCAGUUAUAUGGAUCUGGUUACUGUUCACAUCAUCGCUUACACACACACACACACACACACACACACACACACACACACACACACACACACACACACACACACACACACACACACACACACACACACACACACACACACAAACCUUCUGUGUUGUUGUCUGUUUUCUCUGUAACUCAGAAGUGAUUAGUUCAGCUGUUCUUAGACAGAGAAGGAGCUGUAGCAGGAAACAGAUGUGUAAACAACGAGAGAAGAGUUGAAAUCAUCCUCACACUCUGCAGAGGUCACAACCAUUUUACGUCACAGCAGGAGGCGAUCAUCAUGCCACAAAGUUUCAUCAGUUUGAUACACGGAAUGCUUUUAUUUUUUCCUCACAUGAGCAACAGUAAUUGUGCCAUUAAUGACGAAUAUUCACAGUAAGAGCAAUCAAUAACUAGAGAGUAACAAUGUUGUCACAGCACACGGACAUUAAAGAUAAACGCACAGAAACUCGGAGCAUGUGAAACAGCCGGUCCAACUUUUACGGUGCUAUUUGAUUUUUACAUAUAAAAGUUGGGGAGCAAAGAUCACAGAUCAAACCUCUACCAGCUCAUUCCUGAAUGUUGCAGUCUGAGGGGAUGAAAACGCUUCUAUUUAAACUGCAGCUCAACCCCCACAUGCUACACAGCAGGUGAUUGCUUCUCACUCCCCUCUUUCCUUCCACUCCAUCAAUCCCCACUUAAUUCCACCCCUCAUCCCACCACGACAAGAUGAAAUGUACCAUUGAACCAUUCCAGCCCUUUCUUCUUCUCAUUGUCUUUAAUUUACUGCAGCAUCACAGUCCUGCAAUAAUGGCAACCAGAAAAACAAGAUGUAUAUACAGUAAGUGUGUUGGAGGAGGAGAGCUGCAGCUUCUCCAUGAGGAAGUGCAUCUAUGAGAAUGAAAAGUAUAGAGUUUAAAUUGCUGCUGAAUAUAAAUAUAUAUAUUUUUGGGAAUAUGAUUUAUCCCCCUUUUGAUUGAUUCAUUUGUCAAUUAAUUUAUCAGCCACAUCACCUGUCAGAGUUUAAUAUUGAUAAUUAAGCCCAAUUGCUUAUUUUCGUUCCCUACAUUUUCAGAGCAAACCAACUUUUUUUAAAUUCUCCUCACACAAACAUGUUGGUAUUUUAGCUGGAAAUAGGAAGCAAAGUGAAUGUGAGCAUGGCUGUCGGUGUCAGGCAGCUGACGGUGACAGUGACAGUCCUCAGCUCAGGCUGCAAGUGGCAGGUGGGCCAGAUGCUGCCGGGGUCAUGGUUAUAUGGUACAGAGUCGCAUAUAAGGGCUAUUUCCACCCUAACUUCUUCCCUCACUUCCCCCUGUUCUGCCCCGCUUUUCUUUUUUGACAAAUGAAUCAACCAACAGGCAUAAAUGCAUGGCCUGACUCUUGAAGCUUGAAAAUCUUCUGGAUGCGAUAGAUUUUUGCUUGUUGUGUGUUCAAUUUAGAAAAACUUAAAAACUUGCCUUAACCAUGACUGAAAGAUAAAAUAAAAACAUGUUUUCACCUGCAUCUCACUUGUUUCUGAGGAGGCUGAGGAGUGCUGACACUUUCCAGAAUGCUAUUCAACUGUGACUGUACGUGCUGCUAUCUCCUGCAGUGAUAUUCCUCUCAAAGCCAAAUAAAAACAUUUAUUAACCAAA
Messenger RNA from Hippoglossus stenolepis (Pacific halibut), 3456 nucleotides. RefSeq lists its product as uncharacterized. Gene Ontology annotation, cellular component: intermediate filament. The transcript has 4 exons. Lineage: Eukaryota; Metazoa; Chordata; Actinopteri; Pleuronectiformes; Pleuronectidae. The record is from RefSeq and is a predicted model, not a curated record. Bases 37 to 1749 code for a protein of 570 amino acids.